Molecule: messenger RNA, 1225 nt
Organism: Melitaea cinxia (Glanville fritillary)
Lineage: Eukaryota; Metazoa; Arthropoda; Insecta; Lepidoptera; Nymphalidae
Exons: 6
Coding region: 448-1203 (251 amino acids)
Source: RefSeq, a predicted model, not a curated record
AUUCGUUCGUUCAAUAUUUGAUUAGUAUGUUACACCGUUCCUUUUCAUUCAAAACUUGCUAAUGUGUAAUAAAAAUAAUGAAGAAUACAUCAAUAUUUUUGCUAAUAAAAUUUAUUAUGUUAUUUAAAACAUCUGAAAUCUUUAUUACUUUGUACUUAGAAAUAGUUUGAAUUUAAUUCUUGUUUAUGACACACGUAUAUUUCUCAGUUGUUUUUUAGAUAGCUAGCGUAUGAAGGAAUGAAAUACAAAGCGCGAGUAGUUUUAUGUUAACGAAAAUUUUCGAAAAUUUAUAUAUUGUUAUUGUAACGUGUCGCGUCAAAAACACAGCCGCUAUUGUUCAUUGAUUCUUGAUUGAUUCUUAAUAGACGGUACGUUGUUCUUAAGAAUAGUACCUAUAAUAUUUUUUGUUCUGAAUUUGUGUGCGACGAACGUUACUUGUGCUGUAAAAUGGAUAAACAAAAGAAAAAAAGGGGUGAUAAUUGGACUUCUGAAGAAAAGGAAAUAUUACGUCAACUUGUUUCCCAGUCUGCACAUAUAUUAGAAGAUAAGUCAACAAAAACGAACACAAAUAUGUUGAAAUCUAAAGAAUGGAAAAAUGUAACCAUGAAGCUAAAUGAAAUUGUAGGAAAAGCAAGAACUGACACAGAAGUAAAAUUGGCUUGGAAACGAAUGAAGUUGACAGCCAAGGCUAACUUGUCUCUUCACAGAAGAGAACAGUUCCAGACAGGAGGUGGUCAAAAGCCCCCAUCACCUUCUCCAGUGGACUUGGAAAUUAAAUCGAUUGCUCCCUGUGACUUUGUCGUAGACGUAAAUAAUUAUGACAGUGAUGCUGUGAUUACAAUUCCACCCGAGAUAGAUGAUAGUCCUAUGCCUGGCUCUAGUUCGGAGUACAAAGAACCAAUUUUAUCUGCAGAUAAUACAAUUAACUCAACUAAUAAAGAAAUUAAAGCUGUUAUAGAUAUGCCUAAAAAUACUGAAAAGAAGGACAAAAAGGUCUCUCAUAAUAGAAGUGAACAAGGCCGUCAAGCUAUAAUAAACAGUAACAUAGAUUUUAAGAAAAAACAAUUGGAAAUGUUGGAGGUGGAGCACAAAUUCAGUGUAAAAAUAUCGGAAUUAAAAAUUAAGAAACUUGAAUUAGAAAUUGAACUUUUGGAAAAUCAAAAAAUAUCUAUUGCUAAAGAACAAGAAAAAAAUAACAGUUAGAAAAAUAAAAUGUGAUUAUGUA